AUGGCGCUCAUGGAGAACAGUACUGAGGUGAAUGGUUUUAAACUCCUGGGACUGACCAGCAUCCCAGAGCUGCAAAUCCCCCUUUUUGUAAUGUUCACCCUCAUCUAUCUCAUCACUCUCCUUGGGAACCUGGGCAUGGUUGCGUUGAUCCUGCUGGAUUUCCAUCUGCACACUCCCAUGUACUUUUUCCUCAGCAAUCUCUCCCUGGUGGACUGCAUUUACUCUUCAGCCGUGACACCCAAGGUAAUGGCUGGACUUCUAACGGGGGAUCUAAGUAUCUCCUAUGGUGGCUGUGCUGCUCAGAUGUUCUUCUUUGUGGCUUUCGCCAGUGUUGACUGCUUCCUGCUUGCUGCCAUGGCCUAUGACCGCUAUGUCGCAGUCUGCAAGCCCUUACAGUACAGCACUACCAUGACCAAGAGCGUGUGCACCCACAUGGUGCUUGGCUGCUACACCUGGGGCUUUGUAGAAUCCACCACCCACACGGGGCUCACCUUCUCCUGCUCCUUCUGCCAAUCUAAUGUAGUCCAUCACUUUUUCUGUGAUAUUCCCCCAAUCUUGGCCCUGUCCUGCUCUGCCAUCUAUGUGAAUGAAGUUGUGUUGUUUAUCUUAGCAGCAUUCAAUGUCUCCUUUGCCUUGGUAGUGAUCUUGAUCUCCUACCUCUUCAUACUGAUUGCCAUUCUGAGGAUGCACUCUGCAGAAGGACGAAAGAAAGCCUUCUCCACCUGUGCCUCUCACCUCACUGCAGUGACCAUGUUCUAUGGGACCGUCAUCUUCAUGUACCUGCAGCCCAGCUCUACACAUUCCAUGGACAAUGACCAAAUGGCCUCUGUGUUCUAUACAAUCAUAGUUCCCAUGUUGAAUCCGAUUGUCUACAGUUUAAGGAAUAAAGAGGUUAACAAGGCUCUCGAGAAAGCUGUGGCGAGGUCUAAGGCUUUACUUAGCACAUAA
Molecule: messenger RNA, 948 nt
Organism: Cavia porcellus (domestic guinea pig)
Lineage: Eukaryota; Metazoa; Chordata; Mammalia; Rodentia; Caviidae
Product: olfactory receptor 5B2-like
Exons: 1
Coding region: 1-948 (315 amino acids)
Biological process (GO): sensory perception of smell; G protein-coupled receptor signaling pathway
Cellular component (GO): membrane
Molecular function (GO): G protein-coupled receptor activity; olfactory receptor activity; odorant binding
Source: RefSeq, a predicted model, not a curated record